Molecule: messenger RNA, 303 nt
Organism: Scutellospora calospora
Lineage: Eukaryota; Fungi; Glomeromycota; Glomeromycetes; Diversisporales; Gigasporaceae
Source: the annotation of a GenBank genome assembly
AUGAAAAAAAUCACCGAAUUCUUUGAAAAGGAUUCUUAUAUAAAUAAAUUAGUAUUUAAUCAUUCUCUUCUUUCUGAUGUUAUUGAUCUAGAUAUGAUAGAUAAAAUAAUGAUGAGUAUAUUUUUGCCUGAGGAAUUAACAGCUAGACUCUCCUUUUUAUCAACAAUUUUUAAAUCUGAAGGUGAUCAAAGAAAAGUUAUCAGAUUCCUCCUUCAUGGUAAUAAGUUCUUAGAUAAAUUGUUAAAGGAACAUUUUCUAUAUAUUGAUAAAGACUUAAUAACAUCUGCUAAAUGUAUUUCCUGA